Molecule: messenger RNA, 856 nt
Organism: Colletotrichum phormii
Lineage: Eukaryota; Fungi; Ascomycota; Sordariomycetes; Glomerellales; Glomerellaceae
Exons: 2
Coding region: 137-808 (223 amino acids)
Source: RefSeq, a predicted model, not a curated record
CCUGUUUUUGACUUUAACUUGAUAGAUCCUUUCCCCCAUCCAGCACACUCUCCACCCUCCCACGUCGUCAGCCUCGGUCCCGGCCUUCUUUCUUCUUUGACAUGUUUGUUCCCCACGGGCUCUACUGCCUGCAUCAAUGAUUUCCAUCACAUCUGAGGGGUUUAGAAGAAAGAAUUCAACUCGCAGGGCACCCCGUAACCGACUCCUGUCACUGGGCCAGCCAGAACCGCCCGUGACAAGACGAGAUCUUCCGAAAAGCGGUCAUGACAAAGGUAGACAACAUGCCAAAUGCAUAACGAAAUGGCUCCUCUUCUGCCGCCUUAUUCUCACUUACCACUCACUCCUCAGCAACAAGGACCCCUCUUUGUCUUCUGUCGAGUCGAAGACCCUCUUGCGCCGGCAAGGCACGAAUCCCUGCGUAAAUCGGGCUUCCCGCCUCGCUUUACACAGUGGUCCCUGGGAAACCGGGCCCCAUGGAAAGCACGUCAUGUUGCGGAAAGUAACGCAUUGCAAUGAUGCUUUCUCUUUCUUGGUACGGAGUAUUUCUUGGGAAAAAACGCUACCCUGCGUAACAAACUCCCUUGGCGGAUCAGAUGCUCUCAACAGCAACAACAGGGCACAAGGAGAAUAUAGCAAAAGCCGACGGGAGCAGCAACCAUUGCCGCGCCGCGGUUACGAGAUGCUUUUCCCCAAACCACAAAGUUGUCAUUCUUGUUUUGUUUGUGUUGAACCUUCUUUUUGCCCUUUUCGCCAUUUCUACCUUUUACUGGAGCAACCGACGGCGAGGAUCGGUGGAGGCAGGAGGUAACGCGGGAGGUAAAAGGGGCGGCCCCCAGAAGCUUCGCAGACGUCACCG